AUGCCUGUGCCGGGAUCAAGUCAAGAGUUAUACCCCAAACAUCACCACUUGGGUUUAGAGGCCACUUUCUGUGGUCUUGAGCACCCGUUGUCUACCCCAGAUACCCCAAUCCACCAGUUUCUUGGUAUUAAGUAUGCUCAUAUACCGGCGCGUUUUCGCCAGUCUGUCCUCUGCACCACGUAUCCGCCCAUAGUCGACGCUUCGAAGCAUGGUCCAAUAUGUCCGCAACAGCGGGCGACAAAAUCAAUGGAGGAGACCCUAUUCGGGAUCCCAUUGGACGAGAUUCCCAACCAAAAUCUCAAACAGGAUGAAUUCGAGUGCUUAAACCUCAACAUCACCUGUCCUGCUGGUCUCACCCCCGACUCGCGCUUGCCCGUCAUGAUCUGGGUACACGGCGGCGGCGACAGAGGUUCUGGCUCAGAAUGGUAUUACGACGGCGGAGCUAUUGUCCGUAAAAGCAUUCGAUACAACAAGCCAAUCAUACUUGUCACUUUCAAUUACGACAUAGCUUCCGCAUCGGUCUCCUGGGCUUCGCCACCAACGCCAUUAUUCGUGACGACAACAAAGCAGCUGGCGAGCAUGGGACCGGAAAUUAUGGCGAGCCUUCGCGAUCAGCGCAAUGCGAACGACUGGGUGCACCGUUACAUCUCUGAAUUUGGAGGCGACCCAAAUAACAUUACUCUGUUUGGCUCCGGGUCCGGCGCCGCCGACAUCGUCUGCCAUCUCCUCUCGCAGGCCAACCUCACUCGCCCCAUAUUCCAUCAGUCGAUAAUACAAUCUCCUGUAUUCGAACCAACCUUACCUGACGUUGGAUCUGCGGGAUGGUGUCUGUCUCGCGUGGUAUCGGCCCUGCAACUCACCAAUAUCGAAAAAUAUCGCAAUAUUGAAGUCGAGAAGCUGCUAGGCCUUGGCCAGACUCUAAGAGUAGUCGACGACCGUGUGUUCUUUAGAGACGGGUGGCAGAACUUUUUAGGGCCCAAGCCAAACGGAGGCCACUCUCUUACAGAGCACAGCAGAAUACACCACGGUGUGCUUAACAAUCUUCUGCGCCCGACAGGGCAACGCAGUAAAAGUAGGAGCAGGAGCAGAUCUGCCAUACGCAAUCUUCGCUCGCCAUCACGUCCGAAAGCAAAGGCUAUACCCACCAUCCCUGAGCACACCCAUCAUAUUACUCAACCCAUCAUCAUUGGCGAUUCCUCGGCGGACUCUUACCUCUGGUCCAACCCUAUAUCUCUGUGGACCUCUGCCGGGGUAGUCCGACGGCUCAAGGCCGUAUGCCAGUCUUUGAGUAAAACAUCUGCUAUCUUGCGAGCAUACGAUGUAUCGCAAUACACCCCUGAGGAAGAAAUCACCGAGCGUGUUCUUGAGCUCGUCAACGACGCCCGUGUGGCGUGGCCUACACACUGCAUCGCACAAAACGCCGCACAGGAACGCGGCGACCACGGCGUCUGGCGCUUCGUCUUUGAUCAGGAAGGCCCCUCGCGGGGCAUCCCCCACCACGCCGCGGACCUCAUGUACCUCUUCGACAACGUCCCAUUGCCAGCCAGCGCCAAAAUGGGCGCUGUCAUGGAGAUGGACAUGUUCUCGGUUGAGCUCGACGACGACGUCUCGGACGAAUUAGAAGACGAGCCGUGCGUCUCGCCCGGCAUCGCGAGCCCCUGCCCGGGCGCGGACGGUGAAGGUGACUGCGCGCGCGGGCGCACGCGCUGCAGGGGCGACAGCUUCAGCAGCGCGCUCGCAGCGAAAUGCGAGUCCAUCGCGCCGCGCGAGUCGAAGGGGGGCUCGUCGAGCAGCUCGAGCGAGCAGGACGCGGAGCAGGACGAGUGGCUCGUUGCGCCUGUGGACGAGUACUCGUACUGCCGCGUGCGCGACGCUAUGCAGGAGCGCUGGAUCUCGUUUGCGUAUGGAGAGGUGCCGUGGCGCGAGGAUAAGGUGUUUGUGUUUGGCCCCGAGGGCGAGACGGGCGAGCGGUCGAGGGAGAUCUUUGAGGGCAGGAGGAGGCGGCGCUUGUGGUCGGAGGCGCUGGAGCCGCUUGGGGCGGCGUUGGUGCAGAAACUGGGUGUCGAACUCAGUAGGGGCCCUGCUCAUGGCGCGGAUCGGUGA
Molecule: messenger RNA, 2103 nt
Organism: Psilocybe cubensis
Lineage: Eukaryota; Fungi; Basidiomycota; Agaricomycetes; Agaricales; Agrocybaceae
Exons: 5
Coding region: 1-2103 (700 amino acids)
Source: RefSeq, a predicted model, not a curated record